Messenger RNA from Panicum virgatum (switchgrass), 1210 nucleotides. RefSeq lists its product as uncharacterized. The transcript is spliced from 2 exons. Lineage: Eukaryota; Viridiplantae; Streptophyta; Magnoliopsida; Poales; Poaceae. Bases 141 to 1046 code for a protein of 301 amino acids. The record is from RefSeq and is a predicted model, not a curated record.
GGGAACAUAUAACGCACAGGCAUUGUACUCUCAUUGUUCAGUUCUUGUCGGAUGAAGCAACAAUCAAUCGAACAAGGGAGGGACCGAGAGACUGGGCACUGGGCAGACCUGCGUGAAGUGUUUUCACCAAGCUUUCGAAGAUGCGGGCGGCACCGGUGCGUGCCCGGAAAGCGAACCGCGCCACAGAGCUGCUCCACCUCGCCGCUAGAGCACGACUCACCGUGCUCCCGAGCAGCGUCGACACCAGCGGCAGCGAGCACGAGGCGGCCACACUCUCCAGCCUCGUCAACGAGUAUCUUCUGGAGACGGACGCCACUGUUCCGUCGUCGUCCCUGCUCACCGUUGAUCAGGACUCGGACGGCGAGGACGGACACGGCAGGAGCGGCUCUUCGGCGCCGCCGGCGGGGGUAGUGGACGAGAUCAGAGCCAUUCUUGACCCGUCUGGCCCACCUGACGAUCUCCGUCUCAGGCUCGUCGCUGUGGUUGGCAGCGUUGUGGAAGGGCUUGACGAAGUCCGGGAGAGCCGGUCGGCGUUCCGACGAGCGGUGAUGUCGCGCCUUCGGGAGCGCGGUCACGACGCGGGCCUCUGUAAAGCGCGAUGGGACAAGUCAAGCGGCAUGGUCGCCGGAAGCUACGAGUACAUAGACGUCAUCGUAUCCGAAGAGAAAGAGACGAGGUUCAUCGUGGACAUGGGCUUUGCAGCCGAGUUCGAGGUCGCGCGGCCGACGGCGGAGUUCGAGGCCGUGAGCGCGGUGCUACCAGAAUUCCUCGUGGCGCCGGCUGAGGAUGUGCGGCGAUUGAUCAAGGUCGCCGCCUCGGCGGCGAGGCGCUCGCUGAAAAGCCAGGGCCUCAGCGUACCACCGUGGAGGAAGCGGCGGUUCAUGGUGGCCAAAUGGUUUGGACCGUACAGGCGGACGGUGAACGUCGUGCCGGCGUCAGCAGGUGCAGCAAUUGCCGGCAGUACUGGGGCGGCCACGGUCUGCGCCACCAUUCUUGGGUUUGGACCGCUGCCAACGACGGGGACAUCGUCAGCGCUUUUAGGUUAAGGAGGGCGAUGGGAGAUGCAAGAAUAAUUAGCUCCAUUAGCUAUUGAAAUGCUAGUAAGAUUUGGUUAGUGCUUCGAUGGACGGGAGGCUAGGAGGGAUGUACAUACUCGAUCUGUAUGAUACAAUAUGAUUGCAUUUGUUAAUUGGUCCUUUAAGGUGUACUA